Aedes albopictus (Asian tiger mosquito) is the source of this 1521-nucleotide messenger RNA. Its product is annotated as zinc finger protein 691-like. Gene Ontology annotation, molecular function: zinc ion binding; RNA polymerase II cis-regulatory region sequence-specific DNA binding; DNA-binding transcription factor activity. The coding region runs from base 133 to 1344 and encodes 403 amino acids. The transcript has 4 exons. The record is from RefSeq and is a predicted model, not a curated record. NCBI's taxonomy places the organism in Eukaryota, Metazoa, Arthropoda, Insecta, Diptera, Culicidae. Gene Ontology annotation, biological process: regulation of transcription by RNA polymerase II. Gene Ontology annotation, cellular component: nucleus.
CGUCUGUCAUGGUGUUUGUAAACAAACAUAAUUCAAAACAAAGUGCACGAUCGUUUGAAAUGGAUAUUAUUAUAUCGUAAACUAAGCGAAGAUAAUAAAUUUGUUUGUUACAGUCAACUAAUACACAAAAAUAUGUAUACUUCACCGGCAGCAGAACACAGUUCAAACCUGAACUUUCCGCAAGUUUGUCGAUUAUGUAUGAGCGAGGAGUUUCUCGAAGAUAUCUUUAACCAGAGCGAGCUUCACACGUGGAUCAUGGAGCUAUUAUCAAUCAAGAUCACCGAAAAGGAUUCAAUCAGUCAAAGCAUUUGUGCUGAAUGUAAGAUACGUUUGAAUGAGUUUCGAGAAUAUCGGUUGCAAUGUUUGGAUGUACAAAACGUUUUGUUGAACGAACGAGCUGCGAUCAACGAUGAACAAAUCUCUUCGGAAGAGAGUGCGUUAGAAGCUCAACGGAAUGAUAAUGCAGUGUCACUGCAAACUCCAGAAGCCAUGGAGGAAAUCUAUUAUGCGGGAGCGGAAGAACUAGAUCCAGUAGUUAUCCUACUGGAAGAUCUAAGCAGUACCUCGGAAUGUCAAGAUGAGGAUACGAGGGAAUCGAACAUGAGUGUUGGCGAACAUUAUCCAGAUGAUGAUGACCAAGCGAAAGACAGUUCCACUGCUUUGUCGUCAAUUGAAAUUUUGGAAUCAAGUGAUGACGAAGAUUUAAAAACAAAAAAACUACAGACCCCGAAUCCGCGAAAGGCGAAAAUUAAGAAAUAUACUUGCGAAAUGUGCGGAACAAAACUUCAGGGGAGCCGAAUGGAGGGACAUAUGAACAAACAUCUAGGUGUAAAACCAUACAAAUGCGAGCGGGGUUGCACCGAUGCGGCUUUCACGGAUAACUACCAUCGCAUUUGGCACUACCGGCACCGGCAUGAUGCCCACAAAUAUUGCUGUCCCGUUUGUAAUCGAUCUUUUGCUACGAGACAAGGACUAUACAGUCACAAACGGAUCCAUCAUGCUACAAAAUCGUUCAAAUGUGAUAUUUGUCAAAAGGAGUUUGCGACUGAGUAUCUCCAGAAAAGGCACAUGUUGGGGCAUGGCGCCAAGGAAAACAAAUUCUCCUGUUCCAAAUGUAACGCGUCGUUUCCCACGGAGUACGCUCUACAACGCCACGUACCGCAAAAACACUUUUCAAGCGAAGGCGAUGAUUUCGGUAGAAACUGGCUGCAGGCCCAGCUAGAGCAAGCCGAAGUAAAAUGUGAGGACGAACUGAUGCUACAUGAUGCCCGGCAAGACGAAUUUGUGGCGACGGAAGAGACUAGAAUCCAUUCCGAUUCGGGUGAUUGGGUUGUUAUUCAAUAAACGAAGUAGAUAGGGUUAUCAGCUGCAUGAUACUAGUUCUAAAUAAGGUGAUAAGCAGCGAAAGAUGAUUAUAAUUUUUAUACCUGAAACUUUAGGUCUGACUAAAAAAAUCAUAAAAUGCUCAAUUCCUAUGUUAAAAACACGAUGUUUGGGUUCGUUUGCAGGAAGUUGCAAUAU